This is a messenger RNA of Zophobas morio, 2343 nucleotides long. RefSeq names its product mitochondrial adenyl nucleotide antiporter SLC25A25 (gene SCaMC). Gene Ontology annotation, biological process: ADP transport; ATP transport; transmembrane transport. Lineage: Eukaryota; Metazoa; Arthropoda; Insecta; Coleoptera; Tenebrionidae. Gene Ontology annotation, molecular function: calcium ion binding; ATP transmembrane transporter activity. The record is from RefSeq and is a predicted model, not a curated record. The coding region runs from base 937 to 1878 and encodes 313 amino acids. The transcript is spliced from 3 exons.
GUAAAACCUUCUCGUGGGCCCCAAUUGAUUUUUGAAUAUAAAACCUUGUCGAGGGUCCCAACUGUAUUUUUUAAGAAUGUAAAACCUUGUCGGGAGUCCCACCUGUCUUUUGUAAAAAUGUGAAACCUUGGGGGUCGCAACUGUUUUUUUUUAAUAGUAAAACCCAGGGGCGGCUGGUGCCGGGGGGCACAAGAGCACGUGCCCCCCCAAAAUUACAACGUCCACAAACACACUGGACAUAGCAAAAUAGUAAUUUUCAAUAUUUAAAAAAUUAUCCGGAAAUUUGUGUCAUAAUUAUCAAAACUAAUUUUUUUAUCUCGCUCCACUUGUAUAAAAUGUAUCAAAACUUACUUCCACUUGCAUCUAAAGAUGUGCCUUGGAUAUAUGAUAUGUUAUUUCUGAUGAAAUGCUGAUAAAAGCCGAGCACAGAGACCGAAUGGACCGAAUCAUGACCGAUUUAGAUGUUUUGUUUACACCGGUGCAAUGGAAAGUACACGUCGUGGCCGCCUGAUAUGCGCCUGAUACAACUGGCUUGUGAGCCCAUUGCGAUCGUGCUCUGGAGGAUUGAGUUACUACUGCGGGUUUUAAUUUUCCUUCUGCGCGAACACGUAUGAUAAAUAUUCUUGGAUAAUCUUCUCGGUAAUACAGACAUUCGGAAACAACUACACACCGCUUAUAUUAAUAAUAUUCGGGCACAUAACGCAAGGGUCGACAAAAAUCGCCAUAUAUUACGCCGAUUGAUAAUGUGCAUACAAUUUUGUGGAGUGUUUGAAUUUGCUUUACGUGGACAUGACGAAAGUAGGGAAUCACAAAAUCCAGAUAUAUUUCGAGGUCUGAUUGAUUUUAUGGCUGAAUUCGACUUUAUCAGAUCAUUUGAAAGAAGCAACGGUUUUUAAAGGAACGCCUAAAACUGUCCAAAAUGAACUUUUAGAUGCCAUGAACACCGAAGGCAAAAAGUACCUCGAUAUUGGGGAGGACAUGAACGUCCCUGAUGACUUCACCCAGAGUGAAAUGCAGACAGGGAUGUGGUGGCGGCAUUUAGCGGCUGGAGGCAUCGCCGGGGCGGUUUCCCGGACCUGCACAGCCCCUCUAGACAGACUGAAAGUGUUCCUCCAGGUGCAGCCCUCCAAGCAGCGGAUCGGCGACUGCUUCAGCAUGAUGUUGCGCGAGGGCGGCGUGACGGGCUUCUGGCGCGGCAACGGCAUCAACGUGCUCAAGAUCGCCCCCGAGUCCGCCAUCAAGUUCGCCGCCUACGAGCAGAUCAAGCGACUGAUUAAGGGCGACUCGAAGGCGCCCCUCAGCAUUUACGAGAGGUUCUGUGCGGGGGCGUUCGCCGGCGGGAUCAGCCAGACCGCCAUUUACCCCCUGGAAGUAUUAAAAACUAGGUUAGCGCUGCGCAAGACCGGACAGUAUAAGGGCAUUAUGGACGCCGCCUUCAAGAUCUACCACUUCGAGGGGGUCGGCAGCUUCUACAGGGGUUACAUUCCAAACAUUUUGGGCAUCGUGCCGUACGCCGGCAUAGAUUUGGCUGUGUAUGAAACGUUGAAGAAGAAGUAUUUGAAGACUCAUUCCAACCUGGAGCAGCCCAGCUUUUGGAUGCUGCUGGCGUGCGGCAGCGUCUCGAGUACUUUAGGUCAAAUGUGUUCGUAUCCGUUGGCGUUGGUGCGGACGAGGUUGCAGGCGCAAGUGGUGCACCCGUCGGUAGACCCCGCAUCGGUGACGAUGAGCGGCGUCUUCAAAACGAUAUUGCGGAAAGAGGGCGUGUUCGGCCUCUACCGCGGCAUAACGCCCAACUUCAUCAAAGUGAUGCCCGCAGUCAGUAUAAGUUACGUCGUCUACGAGUACUCGAGUCGACUGCUCGGGGUGAACAUGACGUGAUGCAGGAGCAUUUUAGGAACAAAUUAUUUAUUAUUAAUUAUAAAAUUCCCUCUCAUUUUGUCUGGCUUGCGGGCAAAAGAUGUUUCUAGCAAUUUUUAUUGCAUAGUUUAUUUAUUUGUACAGGUUAUUACUGUAAGAAUACUUGAAUAGGCUUUAACAUGUUUGUUAAUGUCCGUUAAUUUAUUAACGAAAAACGAAGAUUUCAUCUCUUGACGCUCAUGUGGCUUCUUUGACACAUUUAUGUAAGUUUUAAAGUCUACACGUUCUCGAUGUUGUUAAAUUUACCAAAGAAGGCAUGAUUCUGUUAAUAAAUGACAAUUUUAAUAUUGAUACUGUGUAUUUUCCAUGAUUGAGAUUAAAAGGACGAUGUGAUGUACUUAAUAUUUUAAUAAAAUGGUAUUUAUUAUACCUCUGUAUUGUAAGUAUUUAUAUAAAAUUUAAAAUAAAAACUUGACUUCAGUUAGA